Molecule: messenger RNA, 2487 nt
Organism: Ostrea edulis (European flat oyster)
Lineage: Eukaryota; Metazoa; Mollusca; Bivalvia; Ostreida; Ostreidae
Exons: 4
Coding region: 1-2487 (828 amino acids)
Molecular function (GO): zinc ion binding; nucleic acid binding
Source: RefSeq, a predicted model, not a curated record
AUGGACAAUAUUGACGAAGAAAUAAGUUUUCUAGAAGAGAAAAUUAAGGAACUUUCUAAUGAAAGCAUUCGAAUUAAGGAACAUAGGACACAGUCAACACCUGGGACUGUAAGAGACUCUGGCAUUGGAGAGUCUGGGCGUAAAAUAGAACAUAAUGCAGAGGAAAACUAUGAGGCAAAAGGAGCAAGACCUAAAACUAAGCUUGAUGCUCAGACAGAAGACUCGUAUGAACUUUAUAAAAGAAAAGACAGGUCUCGGUCGGAAACAACACCGAGGUAUCUAGAAACGCCAGACAAUAUGCCAAGAAAUGUUACAACACGUAGAAGAAAGGACAUGUUACAAGCACUAAAUAAUGAAGGUGCUCAAGAAAAUACAGAUAAGUCUGGAGCGGAACGCAAAAAGUAUAAAGAAACUGGUUUUCUUCCAGAAGUUGGAGAUGAUAAUAAACGUGAAACUAAGCGUGAAAGUUUAGAAGAAACACUUAGCUCUAUCAAGGAGAUACUGGUCAGGUUGCAGAAAGAAGUAAAUGAUAUAAAAUAUGAAAAGAGAACUUCUAAAACCGAUAAUGUGCCAAGGGUGUUCGAGAAGGGUUCUAAAGUAGGGAUUCCAAAGAAGUGUUACAAUUGUGGCAAACCUGGUCAUUUAAAGAGAGACUGCAGACUUGCUCAGUCAAACAGAAGAGUUGAUCAGAAGUUUCCACAACCAAACACAAGCAAAAUUGACAAGAUUGGCAAAGGCAAGCCCGACAGUUCUGGACAUUUCAAAAAGACCACCCAUAGUGGGAGAAAACCUAGACAUGAGCAUCAGGGAAGCAUUGGAGUUCAAAGAAAUGCUAAUGAGCCAGGAAUGUAUAUUAGAGGUAACAUAAAUGAUAUUCCUGUCCUGGCAUUGGUUGAUACAGCGGCUACAGUUACACUGGUAUCUUGGAAGAAGUUUGAAGAGAUAAAUAAAAAGUCUAAACUGGAAUUGGCUGAAACGAAUCAGAGUAUAUUAUCAGCGUCAGGAACGCCUCUUCAAAUAUACGGAAAGGCACUCGUGAAAUGCAAGUUUGGCAAGAAAAUAUUGUAUCAGACAAUACUGGUUGCUGACAUGACUGUUGAUGCUGUUCUGGGCCUUGAUUGUUUAAAAGCUAACAAAGGCAUAAUUAAUUCACAUGAAAGAACGCUGCAGUUAGGAGAUGAAACUCACUCUCUAGAAUUUGAGGGAAGAAUAGGGUGUUUUAGAAUUGUGGCACUAGAAACGGUGUCGAUACCAUCAAAGACGGAAAUUGUCACAACAGGAAAAGUUGUAGUUCCAGACAACAAUGAGAUGAAUUUAGAUGUUGGAGUGGUGGAGCCUGCAGAAACGUUUUUGAGUUCUGACAGAGGAUUGGUUGGAAGGACAGUAGUGAGAGUGACAUGGGAAGAACAGGACUUGCUAAACAUAGCAUCGACACCGGGGAUCACAAACCAAUCAAGGACGUUCCAAGACGACUCCCAGAACACAGGAAUGCAGAAGCGAUUGAAUGCAAUAACUGAGAAAGACGCCUAUCCAAUUCCACGCAUUGAUGAGACCCUGGACCAACUGGCUGGAUGCAAAUGGUUUUCAACCCUCGAUUUACACUCUGGUUACUGGCAGAUUGAAAUGGACUCAAAAGACAAAGCCAAAACAGCAUUCGUAACUCGAAAUGGGCUAUAUCAGUUCAAUGUUAUGCCCUUUGGGCUAUGUAACGCCCCAGCUACGUUCGAAAGAUUAAUGGAGUUAACUCUACAGGGUUUGCAGUGGGACAUUUGUCUUAUCUAUUUAUAUGAUAUCAUUGUAUAUGCCAGAACCUUUAAUGAAAUGAAAACUAAUUUGUCCAAGGUCUUCGACAAACUUGCAAAAGCUGGACUAAAAUUGAAAGCGAAGAAGUGCACUCUAUUUUCACGUAGUGUUGACUACUUGGGACAUGUUGUGUCUGAAGAAGGCAUUUCCACAGACCCAAAGAAGACUGAAGUUAUCAAGAAAUGGCCGCAACCUUGUAAUGUAACAGAGCUAAGAUCCUUCAUUGGAUUUUGUAGCUAUUACCGUAAAUUCGUACCAAACUUUGCAGUUUUGGCGAAACCAUUACAUGUGUUAACACAAAAGGGAAUGAAAUCCAUCUGGUCUGGCAAUUGUCAGGAGUCAUUUGAUACUUUGCGAAAUAGAUUAAUCAGUGCACCCAUUCUGGCACACCCGGAUUUCACAAUACCAUUUAUAUUAGACACUAUUGCCAGUGAUAUGGCCAUGGGCGCCGUGUUGUCACAAAUACAAGACGGGGAAGAAAAAGUAACUUGCUAUGCAAGUCGCUGUUUAAGCAAAACGGAACGAAAGUAUUGUGUCACACGUAAAGAACUGCUGGCCAUCGUCCAUUUUGUGAAGUAUUUCAGACAUUAUUUGUAUGGGAAGCCAUUCUUAAUCAGAACAGAUCACAGUUCACUACGAUGGUUAUUGAAAAAGAGAGAUUCUGAAGGCCAGCUUGCAAGAUAG